UUUCAGUUUUGUUUUGGUCUUGCAUCUUUUGGUCCGUGUUUUCCUCCCCGUGCAGCAGAAUGCUUCCAUUCCUCCUCCUGGCUGUGGUCGCUACCGUCCACGCCCAGCUGUCAGGCUCCUGUAACUUUGAGGCAGACACCUGUGGCUACACUUCAGAUCCUCUGUUUUACGAGCUGGACCCUCAACCACGAAGGUAACUUCAUCACGGUGGACUCUGUCCUGCAGCAGGGUAAGGAAGUAGGGGGAGAAGAGGAGGGCAACAGAGAGAGCGCUGUGAGGAGAGGAGGAGAGGAGAAGAGAGGAGGAGAGGAGGGCAGGAGGGAGGACACAGGCAGCAGGGCGGUUCUGCUCAGUCCGGUGAUGGGUCUGGAGGUGUGGAGCUGCCUGAGGAUGGUGUACCAGGUCUCUGGGUUGGGGUCCCUGCAGGUGCAGCAGAGGCUGGAGGGACAGAGCUUCGACCGGCCGCUCUGGAGCUCCCACACCCCCUCCGACAGCUGGGUCAUCGCCAGCAUGGACCUCCACAACACCACCGAGGACUGGAGGGUGGUGUUGGAGGGCUGGGCUGGAGACGCCCCUGACAGCAGCGUGGCCGUGUUCGAGAUACGCAUCAUCCCCGGCUACUGUCUCGAAUGCGACUACGAGGACUCCCAUCUCUGUGGCUAUGGCAACCAGUGGAACACCAACGUCAACUGGUAUGUGGGAGGGGGCGUGGCCAGGGACCCUGACAGCACGCUGCCGGAUGACCACACCCACAACAAUGGAACAGGCCACUACAUGUACGUGGACUCUGUCUACGCCAAAACCUUUAAGGAGGUCGCCAAGCUGUCGUCUCCCAUGACGACGGUGCCCAUGUCCGGAUGCCUGAGCUUCCAGUACCAGCGAGGGGAGGAGAGGGGAAACCUGUUCUCUGUUUACACCCGGGACCAGUCGGGUCAGUACCAGGACCUGUGGAGAGCCGACGCAGACGAGACCAGCUGGAGCGCAGGCACCUGGGAGUGGAUACCUGUCCAGGUGGACCUCAAGGCUCCCUACCCCCUGCAGGUGGUGUUUGAAGUGACGUUCAACAGCCCCAGAGGAGGCCAUGUUGCCCUGGACGACAUCUCCUUCUCCCCAGACUUCUGCAGCGCGGAGACAGAGCCAACGUUUGAUCCGGCCGUGGCUAACUGUGACUUUGAGCAUGGCUUCUGUCGCUACAGCCAGGACCAGCACACCGACAGCUCCCCUUGGAAGAGAGUUUCUGUCAGGCCCAACGUUUACAGAGCCGGGGAUCACACCACCGGGGCUGGAUCUUUCCUCCUGGCUCACUCCCGACUCGGCCCGCGCACCGGCUACGUCAGCCGCCUGUUCGGCCCUGUUCUGCCCGGCAACAUGAAAUACUGCCUGAGGUUCUACUACUCUCUGAGGGGCUUCAACCAGACGGACCAGGCUCUGGAGGUGUACCUGCAGGACCAGGCCAGCGCCUCCCUGGACAGGAUAUGGACCCAGGGGGAGAGGUCCAGGGGCAUCUGGGUAGCUUCUGACGUCACCUUCCAGAUCACACAGCCCGCCAAGGUGAUGUUCGUGAGCACGUGCAGGAGUUUCUGGGACUGUGGAACCGCAGCUCUGGAUGACAUCAGCGUCUCCCUGGGGGACUGUGAUCUCACUGCAGUCCCUGGAGCUGUGCUGUCUGUUCCGGGGCACUGUGACUUCGAGGCUGGGGUCUGUGGUUACACCCAGGACCGGGCGGGGGACGCGGGGGACUGGCUGAGGACCAGGGGCCCCACCCCCACCUCCUACACGGGCCCAAGGGGAGAUCACACCACCGGGCUGGGGUACUACAUGCACAUCGAGGCGUCCCCCAUGAUGCCUGGUCAGAAUGCGCGGCUGCUGUCCAGCCCUCUGCGGGGGGCCAGGGGUCCUCAGUGUCUGCGCUUCUACCUGCACAUGUACGGCUCGGGCACGGGCCAGCUCCGAGUGCUGCUCAGCCGGGAUGGAGACGAGACGUUGCUGUGGAAACGCGGCGGAGAGCAGAGCAUCACCUGGCUGAGAGCCACCGUAGAGUACCAGUGUGACCAUCAGCACCAGAUUGUGUUUGAGGCCACCAGAGGGCCCUCUGUGAGGAGUGAUAUCGCCAUCGAUGACGUUGUGUUUCAGAGUGGACCAUGUCCAGAAAUUGAAAUCCAGACAGGACACGUUCCAUCAAACUCUAACGAUAUUGAGUAGAGCCAGAGAGGAGGAGACUGGAGAGGAUACACCGACUGUUUAAAACAACAAAAUUACAUGACAAUAACUUUUUUGGGGGGGGCUGUGAAUGAUUUCACAUCAUUCUUUCCCACAUGACAAACUGAAACAUGACUAUAAAAUGUACACUUUUAAAUCAUUUUAUUAUUACUGUACAAAUCCAAUCUAAUACAUAUCACCCUCUUGUUUUUAGUAGAGAAACUGGUAGAGAAAGUCACUUUAUCUAAGUAGCAAAAGAGGACAUGUUGAAUUGUCUUAUUUUUACAUGUGCAUUAGAUUAAUGCUGAAAUAAAAAUGUUUGCUCACAUCAGCUUCAAGUUUGUGCUAU
This is a messenger RNA of Hypomesus transpacificus, 2548 nucleotides long. Its product is annotated as MAM domain-containing protein 2-like. Gene Ontology annotation, cellular component: membrane. The record is from RefSeq and is a predicted model, not a curated record. NCBI's taxonomy places the organism in Eukaryota, Metazoa, Chordata, Actinopteri, Osmeriformes, Osmeridae.